UGGCUCAGAUACUUCAGGUGAUUCCCCAGCAACUGUACCUGUUACACCUGAAACCAGUCCUUCUAGCGAAGGUACUCCAGGGCCCACUGAAAGUAACACAGGAGGAACCACUGAUCCUGUUACAUCAGCAAUUACAGGAGUCACAUUACAAACCCAUUUUACUACUGACGCAGUGUCAGAACCAUCAGAGACAUCUGGCACUGGAAUGACAACUGGCUCAGAUACUUCAGGUGAUUCCCCAGCAACUGUACCUAUUACAGCUGAAACCAGUCCCUCUAGCGAAGGUACUGCCGGGCCCACUGAAGGUAACACAGGUGGAACCACUGAAUCUGAUACUUCAGUAAUUACAGGAGUCACAUCACAAACCCAUUUCACUACUGAUGCAGUGUCAGAACCAUCAGAGACAUCCGGCACUGGAAUGACAACUGAUGCAGGUACUUCAGGUGAUUCCCCAGCAACUGUACCUAUUACAGCUGAAACCAGUCCUUCUAGCGAAGGUACUCCAGGGCCCACUGAAGAUAGCACACCAUCCAACACAGAAGAAACAUCUGAUCCUGAUACAUCAGCAAUUACAGGGGCCACGUCACAAACUCUUUUCACUACUAAUGAUGUAACAAGACCAUCAGAGACAUCCGGCACUGAAAUGACAACUGGCUCAGAUACUUCAGGUGAUUCCCCAGCAACUGUACCUUCCGCCUCAACAGUUGAAGGAACCAGUCCUACUAGCGGAGAUGGUACAGGGCCCACAGACAGUAGCACACCCUCCAACACAGAUGGAACCACCAAUCCUGAUACUUCAGCAAUUACAGGAGUCACAUCACAAACCCAUUUCACUACUGAUGCAGUGUCAGGACCAUCGGAGACAUCCGGCACUGGAAUGACAACUGAUGCAGGUACUUCAGGUGAUUCCCCAGCAACUGUACCUGCUACUACAGCUGAAACCAGUCCCUCUAGCGAAGGUACUCCAGGGCCCACUGAAAGUAACACAGGAGGAACCACUGAUCCUGAUACGUCAGCAAUUACAGGAGUCACAUCACAAACCCAUUUCACUACUGAUGCAGUGUCAGGACCAUCAGAGACAUCCGGCACUGGAAUGACAACUGACGCCGGUACUUCAGGUGAUUCCCCAGCAACUGUACCUAUUACAGCUGAAACCAGUCCCUCUACCGAAGGCACUCCUGGGCCCACUGAAAGUAACACAGGUGGAACCACUGAUCCUGAUACGUCAGCAAUUACAGGAAUCACAUCAGAAACCCAUUUCACUACUGAUGCAGUGUCAGAACCAUCAGAGACCGGUGGUACUGGAAUGACAACUGGCUCAGAUACUUCAGGUGAUUCCCCAGCAACUGUACCUAUUACAGCAGAAACCAGUCCUUCUAGCGAAGGUACUCCUGGGCCCACUGAAGGUAGCACACCAUCCAACACAGAAGGCACUGAUCCUGUUACAUCAGCAAUUACAGGAGUCACAUCACAAACCCAUUUCACUACUGAUGCAGUGUCAGGACCAUCAGAAACAGCUCUCACUGGAACGACAACUGAUGCAGGCACUUCAGGUGAUUCCCCAGCAACUGUACCUAUUACAGCUGAAACCAGUCCCUCUACCGAAGGCACUCCCGGGCCCACUGAAAGUAACACAGGUGGAACCACUGAUCCUGAUACUUCAGCAAUUACAGGAGUCACAUCACAAACCCAUUUCACUACUGAUGCAGUGUCAGGACCAUCAGAAACAGCUGGCACUGGAAUGACAACUGGCUCUGAUACUUCAGGUGAUUCCCCAGCAACUGUACCUAUUACACCUGAAACCAGUCCUUCUAGCGAAGGUACUCCAGGGCCCACUGAAAGUAACACAGGUGGAACCACUGAUCCUGUUACAUCAGCAAUUACAGGAGUCACAUCACAAACCCCUUUGACUACUGAUGCAGUUUCAGGACCACCAGAGACAUCCGGAAUUACAACUGAUGACACUGCUACAACAGCUGGCACUGCUGGAACCACUGUUCUUUCACUGUCAACUUCACUGACUGAUCUAACAACAGCUCCAAUAGUUACACAAAAGUUAUGUCAAAAUGGUGGAACUCUCACUGGAAGUGUUUGCGUAUGUCUUCCUCAAUUCACUGGGACUGAAUGUCAAGACUUUGUUGCAGAGACCACACCAGG
Messenger RNA from Oryzias melastigma (Indian medaka), 2157 nucleotides. RefSeq names its product mucin-5AC-like. The record is from RefSeq and is a predicted model, not a curated record. NCBI's taxonomy places the organism in Eukaryota, Metazoa, Chordata, Actinopteri, Beloniformes, Adrianichthyidae.